AUGAGGAAGCAGAACCACGGCGGCGGUGGCGGUGGUGGUGGGGGGACGUGCGGCGUCAGCGCCGACAAGGUUGUGGAGUUGGCAAAGAAACAGGUGGACUACAUACUAGGAGAUAAUCCAGGCAAGAGGUCCUACAUGGUGGGGUUCGGGAAGAGGUAUCCGCAGCGGCUACACCACAGAGCCUCUUCCUUACCCUCACUCCACACACACCCUGCUCGGAUCAACUGUGGUGAUGGAUUCCAGUAUCUAAACACUCCGUCGCCUAAUCCAAACAUUCUUGUCGGAGCAAUCAUUGGCGGCCCAGACAGUCAAGACAAAUUUGCAGAUGACCAGAAUAAUUUUCACCAAUCUGAGCCCGCCACUUAUAUCAAUGCCCGAUUUAUUGGCGCACUCGCUUUCUUUUCUCAAUAUCUUUAA
Messenger RNA from Salvia splendens (bonfire salvia), 417 nucleotides. RefSeq names its product endoglucanase 2-like. Lineage: Eukaryota; Viridiplantae; Streptophyta; Magnoliopsida; Lamiales; Lamiaceae. The record is from RefSeq and is a predicted model, not a curated record. The transcript is spliced from 2 exons. Gene Ontology annotation, biological process: carbohydrate metabolic process. Gene Ontology annotation, molecular function: hydrolase activity, hydrolyzing O-glycosyl compounds. The coding region runs from base 1 to 417 and encodes 138 amino acids.